This is a messenger RNA of Gekko japonicus, 3033 nucleotides long. RefSeq names its product N-acyl phosphatidylethanolamine phospholipase D (gene NAPEPLD). Lineage: Eukaryota; Metazoa; Chordata; Lepidosauria; Squamata; Gekkonidae. The transcript has 5 exons. Gene Ontology annotation, molecular function: N-acylphosphatidylethanolamine-specific phospholipase D activity. Gene Ontology annotation, cellular component: membrane-bounded organelle; cytoplasm. The record is from RefSeq and is a predicted model, not a curated record. Bases 54 to 1436 code for a protein of 460 amino acids. Gene Ontology annotation, biological process: N-acylphosphatidylethanolamine metabolic process; N-acylethanolamine metabolic process.
UCAGGAGCCAGGGUAUCAUCGCUCCGGAGGAGGUAGCGUGUGUGUCGCGUCCCAUGGUGAGGCGCAGGGCGCUGUGGAGCUGCUGUUUGGGGCUCUUGUCGAAACCUUCAGUAGCCUGCGGGUGGCCGGUAAAGCAGCAGCGUGGCCGUAGUUGGAGAGCCAAGCAGCAGCAGGCGGAACCACCACCCGGGAGGACUCGCAGCCCGGUUAUGGACGACGAGGAAGACGAAACCCCGCAGGAGAGUUCUUUACUGAAAGAAAUGGAUGAAGAACAGCCUUUGUCUGCUUGCAGUCAUUAUCCUAAAGAAGCUCUAAGGAAGCGUCAGCAUUCAAGUCAAGGUUCCCGAGACAGUGAUUCCUCUCGGGUAUCCCGGAAAAGCUUCCGACUGGAUUACAGGUUGGAGGAAGAUGUCACAAAAUCGAAGAGAGGUAAAGAUGGGAAGUUUGCCAACCCUUGGCCAACGUGGAAAAAACCCUCUUUCCAUAAUAUUUUGAAGUGGGUUCUUACAGAGAAGGACAACAGCAAAGUUCCUGGUUCAAAGCAGGAACUUGACAGAGAACUUCCAUUAGUGCAGCCAUACUUUAUCCAAAAUCCAGAGUUAGCUGGAAAGACUGGAUCCGGUAUGCGAGUCACAUGGCUAGGACAUGCCUCAUUAAUGGUGGAAAUGGAUGAACUUACAUUUCUGACUGACCCUGUCUUCAGCCUUCGGGUUUCUCCAGUCCAGUGGAUGGGUCCUAAGCGUUUCCGAGGACCUCCGUGCACAGUAGAUCAGCUCCCCAAGAUAGAUGCAGUGGUGAUCAGCCACAACCAUUAUGACCAUUUGGACUACAACACUGUGUUGAAUUUAAAUGCUCGUUUUGGAAGUGACCUGAGAUGGUUUGUGCCCUUGGGUCUCUUAGACUGGAUGCAGAAAUGUGGCUGUGAGAACGUCAUUGAACUGGACUGGUGGGGAGAAAACUGUGUUCCUGGUCAUGAUGCAGUCACAUUUGUUUUUACUCCUUCCCAACACUGGUCCAAGAGGACUGCCACUGAUGACAACAAAGUUCUCUGGGGAAGCUGGUCUGUCUUGGGACCUUGGAAUAGGUUUUUCUUUGCAGGAGACACUGGCUAUUGUGUUGCAUUUGAAGAGAUAGGGAAAAGAUUUGGACCUUUUGAUCUUGCUGCUAUUCCCAUUGGAGCAUAUGAGCCAAGGUGGUUUAUGAAAUACCAGCAUGUGGACCCUGAAGAAGCUGUACGGAUUCAUAUAGAUGUUCAGGCAAAGAAGUCUGUUGGAAUUCACUGGGGGACGUUUGCUUUAGCCAAUGAGUAUUACUUGGACCCUCCAGCUAAACUGAAGGAAGCUCUUGAUAGUUAUGGACUGAAAACCGAGGAUUUCUUUGUCUUAAAGCAUGGAGAAUCCCAAGACUUAAAUAUCAGUAAUGAUGGAUUAGAAUAAAAAUACAUUCAGCUGUUCUGUAUGUUCUUGACUGGAAACAGGAGAAAAAAAUUAGAGUGGUAAUGUUUUUGUAACAAUUUAAACUGGAUUUUUAAAAUUUCAGGUAUGUUUGUGGAUGAUCUAACAGUUCCUUAAACCCUUGCAUACUAGCCUACCUAAUUGUAAAAUUGCAACUUUUUAAUAAUCCAAAUGGAAUUAUACAACUGAAUUAUAUUAACAACUAGCAAUAUUAUGUAAAUAAGCCCGUAAAAUGUGAUUUGGGCCAUUUCCACAUGGGUUUAUCUACCCCAGGUUCAUUCAUGCACCUCCUGGGUUUCUCUGAUCUUUCUUAAACCUGCUGUGGUGUGAUUUUUAGGAAAGAUCACAGUAAAGCCUGGAUGGCUGUUGUCUGGGUGGAAAAAUUCCCAUUUUCCUGCCCACGUCGCAGCCAUUUUCCCUGACAGUGGCCCUACUGCAGCCAUUUUCUCCCCCAGCUGCUGGAGGGCUUUUUUUUUGGGGGGGGGGGUUAAAAUUGACAAUUGAAUAUUUUUGUAUCAGGUAGCCUUGUAACAAAUAUGUACAACAGGUUCCUCAGAUUCCCAUCUUUCAUACAAAGUGGGGUGCAGUGGGUAGACACACUGAUUUUUUAAAAAAAUGAAAGCAAGGAAUUCAGGGAACCUGUUGCACCACAUAAAGAUAAGUUGAAAUAAUAAUCAAUUGCUGAUUUUUUUAAUAUGGAAAAAGCCCCAGUGGCCUGAAGGAGACGGAGAUGGCCACUGCUGGGGGACCUGGGCCGGGAAGCUGUGGGAACCCUGCCAUCUAGAAGCCCAUUGCUGCUGCACUGUAUCAGCAGCUGCACACAAACCUGUCCCUGUGUGGAAGCCAGCUUCAUCUUUAAAAAAUAUUACUUUGUUUACACAGCACUACUGACACAGGUCACUUGCUGGGAAUUACAUGUUGGUUGAUAGGGCAUGUGCACUCAGGGGUUCUUUGAUACUGCAGUUUCCAGUCUUGGAUGACUAAGCAACAUUAUUAAGUUUCCCACCCCAACCAAAACUGAGUGUCUGGUUCAGUAAUGGAAGGAAUAGUCCUGAAAACCAAGGCAGAAGCCCUGUGUGCCCAUGUAGAUUUGAUACAUGAGAGGCCACAGCCAGAGACAGGCAACUUUUAUAGGAUUCUGCAUACAUUUAUACCCAAAAGCUGUGGUAAUGGAACAAAAUUCCCUUCAAUGGCAGCCUAGCUUGCAUGUGCUGAAAGGCAUGGACCUCAGCCUGUAGAGUCAUAGAUGCACAAUGACCAUGGCUUGCAGAGCCACUUCCUGCCAGCAGAGAAAACCGCAGGUAUCCCUUUACCUCCUUCUUUCCUACCAAUCAUAUGAUCAAUGGAGGAUAUAGUUUCAGUAGUUCCAGUUGAAAAACGAUGGCUCCUGGGUGUUCAUAGCUGGGCUGUUGGCCUUGCCCUUGCAUCCUAAAAGCAUUUCUGGUAACUGUGUUUAGGAUAACCUUAGUUUACAAUCCACUCGCCUGUAAAACAGGCUCAUGCUGAAGUCUAGGCAGGUUUACUUGGGAGUAAGGCAGAGGUCAGUGGGACUUACUCUCUGAUAAGUAUGUUUAGGAUU